CUCAAUUUCAAUUAUCAAAAUAAUUGUAUUGAUUGGUUUAAUAUUUACCAAUUUUAUCGUAAAAUGAAUUUUAUACUUUUAAAAAAGUUUUACCAAUUAAUACAAAUAUAACCUUUUUGUGUUACAAGUAUAUCUCUGGGUUACAAUUGCUUAUAAAUAAUUCCCAUUAUUUACACGAAUUAUCAAUUUACAUUCACAUUGUAAAAAUAUGUCAACGCAUAUAUUGGAUACGGCGGUUGAGGCGGCCAAAAAAGCAAUACAAUUUGAUCAAGAAGGUCUAAUUGAUCCCUCAAUUUACUAUUAUGAGGCAGCAGCGAGAAUGUUGGAAGAAGUCUCUAUCAGUGAACCGGACAAGGCUGAAGCGUUCGAACCAAAAAUCUCUGAUUAUAAAAGCAGAGCUCAGGCACUUCGUGAUAGUAACAAAACAAGCGGUUUAAUUAAAGAGGAUGAAAGUGAACAGAGAAAAAGGCAAUGCUAUUUUCUGAUGCAACAGGCAAUAGCAAGUGAUGAAUCUGGUGACAAGGAAGAUGCAAUUGAAAUGUACACACAAGCAAUUGAAUAUGCCACCCAGUAUCCAGAUUUAAUGCAAAGUGAUCUUAGAGCUCUGGUGUUGCAGGCUUUAGACAGAGCUGAAAUAUUAAAAGGUAUUAAGAAAGAAGAGACAACUGCGCCCAAUUCACCAAAAACAGCAAGUCAGCACAAUGUUUCAAGUACUAGUCAAAGACCAACUUUACACAGAGGAUCCAGUGCUCACUUACAAGUUUCUGGGGGUGAUACCUAUUCAGAUGAAGAGAAAAUGGUUUUACUCACAACAUCUAAUAUUAAUGGAAGACAGUAUGUGCCUUUCAUGAGUGUGGAUUUAAACGAAAAAUUCCAAUAUUCAAUUCCAUUCACUGAUAAACAUGGACAUUUAGCUUUGUCCAGAAAACAGAAGGAACAAUGUGUUGGUUUUGUCAGGCCAUCAGAAAUCUGUGAACAACCUUGUAUAGUUUAUGGAAAUGUUCCAAACUACCUCAAUAUAAAACAAACAGUCAUAUCAGACUGUUCUUUUGUGGCUAGUUUGGCAGUCAGUGCUUUAUAUGAGAGAAAAUUUGGCAGAAAACUAGUCACAGCCAUUAUCUAUCCCCAGUCAAAGGACAAGAAGCCAUUAUAUAACCCAUUUGGAAAGUACAUGAUUAAAUUGCACAUAAAUGGAGUGUCCAGGAAAGUUAUAAUAGAUGACAGCUUUCCUGUGGACAGAUAUGGUAGACUAUUAUGCUCCUAUUCCAGUGUCAAAAGUGAAUUCUGGAUCUCACUUUUGGAAAAAGCAUACAUGAAAGUUAUGGGUGGGUAUGAUUUUCCAGGAAGCAACAGUAAUAUUGAUUUGCAUGCUUUAACUGGUUGGAUACCAGAAAGAGUUGCCAUAAGGUUGAAUGAACCAGACUUUAACAAAGAUACACUUUUUGCAUCCCUCGAGUCUAGAAUGGCUAAGGGAGAUGUUCUGGUUACAGUUGCAACAGGAGAGUUGUCUGAUCUUCAAGCUGAAAGAUCUGGACUAGUACCAACUCAUGCUUAUGCUGUUAUGGAUGUUAGAACCAUCAAUGGAAAAAGACUCUUGAAACUUAAAAAUCCUUGGUCACACCUUAGAUGGAGAGGAAAUUACUCUGAACUUGAUGUUAAACAUUGGACGCCUGAACUUCAAUCUCUUCUCGAUUAUGAUCCAAAUAGUGCUGCACAAUUCGACAACGGUGUAUUUUGGAUUGAUUAUGACAGUGUUUGUAACUUUUUCGACGUGUUUUACUUGAAUUGGAAUCCUGAAUUAUUUCAGUACACCUACUGCAUUCAUCAAUCUUGGGAUGCUGGAGAAGGACCAGUGAAAGAUUUAUAUACUGUUGCUGCAAAUCCUCAAUAUUCGUUGGACAUAUCUGGGGAAAAUUCUGGGGCUGUUUGGUUGCUAUUGACUAGGCAUAUCACAGAUAUUGAUGAUUUUAGAGAAAAUAAGGAAUAUAUUACAAUUUUUGUCUACAAAGGUGGAAAGAAGGUUUAUUAUCCAUAUGAUCCUCCACCAUAUAUUGAUGGUGUAAAAAUAAACAGUCCUCAUUACACAACAAAAAUUAUUUUGGGACCUGGAAGUUCUAGGAAAUACACCAUUGUUAUAUCACAGUAUCAAAAAUCAACAACAAUUCAUUACACUUUGAGAGCUUAUGCAACAUGCCCAUUCACGCUAACCAAGAUCAGAAACCCCUACACUCAAGAACAACAAGUAACAGGAGAAUGGAAAGGAAUAACAGCUGGUGGUUGUCCCAAUCAUCCAGCAUCUUAUCCCAACAAUCCUAAGUUUAAAAUAGAUAUUGAUUCCACAUCAAACAAUAAUCAGUUAUUGAUAGAAUUGAGAGGACCUAAAGUGUAUCAAAUGGGUAUAGAAGCAAUAAUUCAAAAAGUCAAUGAUGAAACUGUAACGGCGCCUUUUAAAUCUAAAUCUUCUGGCCCCUACAGGACUGGAUAUGUCAUUUUAGAACUGGAUAAUAUUCCAGCGGGAACGAUAAAGAUAAUUCCGUCCACAUUUUUACCAAACCAGGAAGGGCCUUUCAUUAUAAAUGUUAAAUCGUCAGCUCCAAUUAAAAUUUAUUAAAACGUUACCAUUGAUAAGCUGACACUGUGAUUGAAUGUUAUUAGGUUGAUGCAAAAGUAAUCUCGAUUUUUAAACAUUAACUUUAAAGACUAUAUUUUUUUUAUAAUAAACUUUAUUAAUCGAAAUAAAAACCAUUUGAAUCGUUCAACUUCUGCAGAGUAGCUUGUGCAACGUGCGGCCGAGCGUUAUUAUGGAACAGAAUUGGUCUGUUGAUCAAUGCCGGACACAUACGUCGGAGCUUCUGGUACAAGAAGUAAUCGUUUCAUCGAAAUUCAGGAAGCUGUAGCUGAUAAGACCGGCGGCGGACCACCAAACAGUCACCAUGAUCUUUCACCACUGCGGAAUUUUUUGAACCACCAUUGUGCCAUACGUUCAUUAGUGGUCCCUGGGCCUAACGCAUUGUUAAUGUUACGAGCUGUCUCGGCAGCUUUUUGUCCAUGCCGUUUUGAAAGUCCUAAAUAAACUAGCGAGUAAAGCUGUCAGAUAUAGCAAAAUCAUAUGUAAAAGUAAACAAUAUAAAAACGGAAAUUAUGUUUGCAAACUUAAUAUGAUUUACACGUCUAAACAGUUAUUUUCAUAUUUGUUAAGUUUAUUAAUGUUGAUGCUUGUUGUAUUAUUUUUGAUUUUAUAAUGCUUUUGCAUGCUUUAUAAUACUGUAUCUUUGAUUUAUUUAAUAAAGUUUAUAAAAAAAUA
Messenger RNA from Aethina tumida (small hive beetle), 3304 nucleotides. RefSeq names its product calpain-7. Gene Ontology annotation, molecular function: calcium-dependent cysteine-type endopeptidase activity. Bases 209 to 2611 code for a protein of 800 amino acids. The record is from RefSeq and is a predicted model, not a curated record. Gene Ontology annotation, biological process: proteolysis. Lineage: Eukaryota; Metazoa; Arthropoda; Insecta; Coleoptera; Nitidulidae. The transcript has 7 exons.